Messenger RNA from Penicillium mononematosum, 1425 nucleotides. Its product is annotated as putative RSC complex subunit Sfh1. The coding region runs from base 1 to 1425 and encodes 474 amino acids. Gene Ontology annotation, molecular function: zinc ion binding; transcription coregulator activity. The transcript is spliced from 4 exons. Gene Ontology annotation, biological process: regulation of transcription by RNA polymerase II; chromatin remodeling. NCBI's taxonomy places the organism in Eukaryota, Fungi, Ascomycota, Eurotiomycetes, Eurotiales, Aspergillaceae. Gene Ontology annotation, cellular component: RSC-type complex; nucleus; nuclear chromosome. The record is from RefSeq and is a predicted model, not a curated record.
AUGCGGAAGAUGGCUUUGAUGACGAGGAUUUUGAUGAGACCGAUGGGCCCCGGCGACCGACGGGACUGGAGGAGUCUUCGGCGUGAAGAAUCCGCUACCGACAAGUUGGUGCCCUACUCAGAGAAGCUGGGCAAAGAAGUGCAUGCGCCGGUGGAGGUGCAAGGCCUCUUUCGCGAGUGGAUGAUCAAGAGAAUGCUGCGACCAGCACCUGACCCAUUACCCCCGUUCCGUAUUAAGGAUACCUUCUUAUGGAACCUCCACGAAUCACUCUCCACGCCCGAAGAAUUUGCUAUUGGAUUCGUCCGCGAUCUUGAUCUCCCAAAUCCUCAAGCCACGACCAUGACCAUCAGCAACCAGAUCCGGCAACAGCUGGAGGAAUACGCUGGCGUUGCUCUCCACCCCCUAUUCCAGAGUACAGAUGCAGGUACUUUGCCCAGUGCUCCGCCACAGACUGAACCGUCAAGAGACACGUCGACGACACCAGCUGCUGCCAACAUUGCGACACCUGAUAACCGGCCCAAUGUGACGUCCACUGUGACAGUGACCAAGGAAGCGCUGGUAAAUGACAGCCUUUUGAACCCCGAUGACGCAUAUCGGUGCUUGAUCACCCUCAACAUCAACCUGCAAAACAAGCUUUACACAGACAAAUUCGAGUGGUCUCUACUACACCCACCUGGAAUGGCUGAAGAGUUUGCGCGUAUCACUUGCGCAGAUCUCAGCCUUGGUGGUGAAUGGGUUAGUGCGAUUGCACAUGCCAUCUACGAGGCAGUUUUGAAGUUCAAAAAGGAAGUCUGCGAAAGCGGUGCUCUUGUCAGCGGCCUCACCGGCUACGGCAACGAAAUCGAGAAUUUGGCAGCCAACGGCGUGGAGGCUGGCUGGCGUUAUGACCCUGAAACCAUUUGCGAUGAGUGGCAACCUCAGGUCGAGACACUGUCCAAGGAAGAAAUCGAGCGGAGAGAAGGUGACCGUGAGCGUCAGAUCCGACGUCUGCGCCGAGAAACAGCUAGGUUCUCUUCUACCACGGGCAUCACACCUGAGAUCUCAAGGCAGAGCAGUGGCAAUUACUUCGAGGUAGAUAGUGAGACUCCGCUCGGACGUGGAGAAAGGAAUAAGCGCAAGCGCCGAUUCCGUAGCUUGAGUCCUACAGGCAGAAGUGGCACUCCUGGUGGCCGGGGAACUCCUGAUACCGGAUCAGGGGCUGGGUACGGUGGCGGCGGUGGAACGCUUUCCGAAUGGGAACGCCAAAGCUGGAGAUGCAAGAACUGUGCGGUGUGGGGCACAGCAGUUUGGGCUGUGCGCGAUGGUCCAGAUGGCCCACGGACACUCUGCCAUAACUGUGGCCUGCUCUAUGAGCGGGAUAAGGUUGCACCGGAAUGGUCCAAGGAUCUUCAUCGCCACGACGUUCCCGUCGGCCGAUAUGGAUAA